Colletotrichum graminicola M1.001 is the source of this 345-nucleotide messenger RNA. RefSeq lists its product as uncharacterized. The transcript is spliced from 2 exons. The record is from RefSeq and is a predicted model, not a curated record. Lineage: Eukaryota; Fungi; Ascomycota; Sordariomycetes; Glomerellales; Glomerellaceae. The coding region runs from base 1 to 345 and encodes 114 amino acids.
AUGGCAAACAACGGCGGACCCAACCACGGCACCGAAUAUCUACGCGCCGUAAAAGAUGUCACCGUGUCUUCAUUCCCGUCUGAGGAAGAUCGAGCUGAAGCACUGCAAGCAACGUACGAAGCCAUUGCUAUUUUGGAGUCACCAUGGGAGACCUAUACUAGACUCUAUCUAAAUAAUCCGACUGUAAUGGCUGGAUUGAAAGUCAUUAAGGAUUUAGGUUUGAUGGGCAAAUGGCAUGAAAAAGGCAACAUUCCUAUGACAAGCAUGGAACUUGCGGAACUUGUCGGGGGGUGUGAUUCCCAGCUUCUCCGUAAGUACUGUUUGCGUCAUCGACCACCUACAUAA